Messenger RNA from Penicillium daleae, 2235 nucleotides. Its product is annotated as putative metalloreductase transmembrane component. NCBI's taxonomy places the organism in Eukaryota, Fungi, Ascomycota, Eurotiomycetes, Eurotiales, Aspergillaceae. The transcript has a single exon. Gene Ontology annotation, cellular component: plasma membrane. Gene Ontology annotation, biological process: intracellular iron ion homeostasis; iron ion transport; copper ion import. Bases 1 to 2235 code for a protein of 744 amino acids. Gene Ontology annotation, molecular function: ferric-chelate reductase activity. The record is from RefSeq and is a predicted model, not a curated record.
AUGGACUUCCUCAAGUCCCUCGCCAAGCGCGUCAAUGUUGUCGUGUCGGCAUCCACGACCGAUAAGGAGCUGGCGGAGAUGAACCGAGAUCCGUGGUCGAAAUCCGCGAAAUAUGGCUACGGUUUCGUCUACUUUGCGGUCGUGUUGCUGGUCACCACCUCGCUGAUUCGAUUUUAUCACAUCUGGGGCGACAAGAUCCGGAUCGCCAAGUACAAAGAACAGCAAACAAUUGUCUUCGGUGGCUCCUCGAACAAUGUGUCGACGCCCGAUGAGUAUGAGCUCCCCAGUGCUGGCACGGACGCUUCGAGUGCGCAUUUCUUCCCGGCACCAACUCAAAAACCUCAGAUCAAGCGCGGCGAGUCCUUGGUCCAAAGGGUCAUUCCAUUGCAGAGAGCGAUUGCACUGAUGCGCUGGAUCUUUUAUCGACCUAUACCGGUUGUCAGGAUCGGAAGUCUGGAAUUUGUCUUUCCAUCCUUAGCAGUCACAGUCAUCGUUCUGGCCGCCCUGGUCUUCGUGGCUCUGUACUGCUUCCUGCCGCAGCCCUUGUACUACUGGUCGAUUGCCCUCGGAUCACCACCUUUGGCCAUUCGAGCGGGCAUGCUCGCAGUUGCCAUGGUCCCGUGGAUCGUGGCUCUCAGUACCAAGGCCAACUUCAUUUCCAUGCUCACAGGAUUGGGCCCGGAGCGAUUGAAUGGGCUGCAUCGGUGGUCCGCCUACAUUUGCCUGUUCUUGAGUCUUGUGCAUAUGAUCCCUUUCUACAUUACUCCGAUCUGGGAGGACGGAGCUAUGAUCAACUACCGCACGUUCAUCACGCUGCCCAUGUACGUAUAUGGUACGGGGUUAGCAGCCAUCGUCCCUUUAUUAGUCCUGUGCGUUCACUCGCUCCCAUUUUUCCGGCAUAAAUUGUACGAGCUUUUCGUGGCUAUUCACAUCCCCGUUUCUUGGAUCUUUGUGGCGAUGCUCUUUUGGCAUACCAAGAACUUCUUGUCAUCCUGGGGUUAUCUUUGGACAACCGUCGUGAUCUGGAUUAUCACGUACAUCAUCCGGUUGUUCUAUCUGAACUGGACGAAUCCUUUCCGCCUGGCAUCCUUCAUGAUUGGAGAAGAGUCUGCAGUGACAUUACUUCCUCAGGGAGCUAUUAAGGUGACGGUUCCUACUCAAAUGCGCUGGCGCCCCGGCCAGUAUGUCUACUUACGCAUGCCGAGUAUCGCCUUCUUCGAGAGCCAUCCAUUCACCAUUGCAUCCCUGUGCAGUGACGACUUCCCAUCUGAGUAUGGCGAGGAAUACCGGGACUGUACCCUUGUCUUCCGACCUUCUCGUGGAUUUACACGGAAAGUGUUUCGCAAAGCGCUUGAGAAUGGCCCUUUCCGAACGUACACGGCCUUCUUAGAGGGGCCGUAUGGUGGCAUGCAGCGUGAGAUGGCUGCUUUUGACGACGUGGUUUUCUUUGCUGGUGGCAGUGGUAUCACUGCGAUUGCCAGUCAGCUACUGGACCUGAUCAAGAAGAUUCGGGAUGGCAAAGCCAUCACCAAAUCGGUCAAGGUCAUUUGGGCACUGAAGAACACAGAGACCAUGGAGUGGUUCCAAGAAGAGCUUCGAAUAUGCAAAGACCACGCGCCCGCUGGUAUUCUGCAUUGUCACUUCUUCCUGACGGCCGUCAAAGAUGACCCAGGAGACCGUGACAUCGUACAAGAGAAGAUCUACGGCAUGCUACAAGGCAUUGACAAGCGAAACUCUGCAUAUAUCCGCGAAGAAGCCGGAGGCGACGCCGAGAGGGAAAAGGAACUACGACGCGAGAACGAAGACGGACUCGCCGCUUUGCCUGGAGCAUAUACCGCUUCCCACGUCGCUAAUAACCGCCACUAUUAUCAGCCUGGAAUGGAUCCACAUGCUGCUGCAGGUGCACAUGGGUUGAACAACAACGUUCCGUUCGACUUUGGAUUUGGCAGCCCUCAAGUCAUGCAACAAAGACAACCGGCGCCAACACCGCGAUUUGCUUAUUUCCAACCCGGAUUAAGACGGGACAACUGGCGGACAGAUUAUUUCCGUCCCGACAUCUCGCAGAUGCUUACUGAUUUCUCGAAGACUUUUGGACGGCGAGCUUGUGUCUUUGUUUGUGGGCCACCCGGUAUGCGUGUGGAAGUAGCCAAUACUGUGGCUAAACUCCAGCAGCAAGUUAUGACGGGUUCCUCUCGAGAUGAGAUCUUCUUGCAUGCGGAGAAUUAUAACAUCUAA